Messenger RNA from Frankliniella occidentalis (western flower thrips), 3373 nucleotides. RefSeq names its product protein still life, isoform SIF type 1-like. Gene Ontology annotation, molecular function: guanyl-nucleotide exchange factor activity. The transcript has 16 exons. The coding region runs from base 447 to 2957 and encodes 836 amino acids. Lineage: Eukaryota; Metazoa; Arthropoda; Insecta; Thysanoptera; Thripidae. The record is from RefSeq and is a predicted model, not a curated record. Gene Ontology annotation, biological process: small GTPase-mediated signal transduction; positive regulation of axonogenesis; activation of GTPase activity. Gene Ontology annotation, cellular component: synapse; membrane.
CUCAGUUGACGUCCCAGGCGCGCCUCGCUCGGGUCGUGUCGUGCCUUUCGCCUCCCGCCCAACCCGCUUCCGCCGUCUCUUUCUCUCUGUUCCUCUCCGCUCAUCUCUCUCUAUCUCUCUCUCCCAGAGCCGCUGGCCUGCCGUGCCCGUGUGAGUCGUGUCCGUCACGCGCUUCGCUUUCGCCUCGCCGCGCCGCGCGCAGCCGCGUGCUGGUCACGCGCGCUUGUUGAAGGGAGUCUGAGGCUCGGUCCGAGAUGGGCGCCAAGGAGAGCAUGCUCAUGGAGCGCAGGCACCCGCAGCGCCAGUCGCUAAACCAGGACCGCCAGCAGGGCCUGCAAGGCCAGCAGCAGGCGGUGGGCGCCGCCGACUGCGGCUGCAACAAGGCAUACACACCGGGAGGAGACCCAAACAUGUGGUGACGGCAGCAGGGGGGAGCAGUCGAUGCGAUGGGUAACAAGCUGAGCUGCUCCUGCGCGCCGCUCAUCCGGAAGGCAUACCGCUACGAGGACUCGCCAUGGCAGGGCUCCCGCCGGAGAGACGGCCACCUUCUGAGGCUGUGGGCGGAGGUAUUCCACGUAAGUGCCUCUGGGGCCGGCACGGUAAAAUGGCAACAGGUGUCAGAAGACCUGGUCCCCGUGAAUAUCACCUGUAUACAAGACCAACCAGAAUGCGUGUUCCACAUUACGGCCUACAACAGCCAGGUCGACAAAAUACUCGACGUACGGUUAGUGCAGCCAGGCACCCGCAUUGGGCAGGCGUCCGAAUGCUUCGUGUACUGGAAGGAUCCGAUGACGAACGACACGUGGGGACUGAACUUCACGUCGCCCAUCGACGCGAAGCAGUUCCGCGAGUGCUGCUCGCCGUCUUUCAAGUUCUCGCGGAAGGCGUCAUCGUCCUACUCGCUCAAGCUGGAGCCGCCCAACAAGCAGAAAGUCAAGGUGAAGCGGAAGCCCGUGUCGACGCCGGCGUCACCGUCGCGGGCCAGGGAACCUCAGUGCACGUGUAUGACACCCGAGCAGUAUGCACGGCUGCGGGCGCAGGACCCGCGUUACAGAGUGUCAUCCACUCUGCCUCGCGCGCAAACGCGUAGCCUGGACGAUGGCACUAAGGUGGCGGCGGCCACAUCGAGUACCUCGCUGUACGACAACAUGGGCGUGGCGGGCGGCAGCCAGGUUGCUGGUCAACAGGGCACGCUCCGCGGGCAGCAGGCCGGGCAGCAGGCGGGGCAGGGCGCGGCUGGUGGGCAGGCUGGUCAGCAGGCUGGCCAGCAGGCUGGCCAGCAGGGAGGACAGCAGCCUGUGCCCGCGGCCAGAGCCACGACGGAGACGGCCACCCAGGCGCAGACCCACGGCCAGGCCCACAGUGGACACGCCCAGGGCACCACCGCCCCCGGCAAGGUCUGCACCGCGACGCAGGCGGGCGAUGGCUUUUCAGUGGAGCAGGGCAGUAAGAGUGAGGGAACCCAGGUGGGAGAGUCUGAGCUCGCCUCAGGGAAGGGAGGUGUUCAACGGCACCACCACAUAUUACAGGCGACCAAGUCCAUGGACUACCAGGACAGUGCGGACCUGGUACGGGAAGCGGAGCUGCGGGCGGCUCAGCACAACAUGGCGUACAACAACAACAAUAAUAACAAUAACAACAACAUCAACAACAACUUCCAGAGCAUGCGGCGGUCAACGGCUGCUAACAAGAUGAGCAAGAGCACUGACGAUAUGCGCGCACAAGAAGGUAAUUUGGGUGUAGACUCUAACACUUUAAAGCGGAUGCUCAAGCCGAUGACGUCGGCCGAAAGCCCCGCUACAUCCCCAGAGAUGACUAGACGGCGCUACAACCAUUACAACCAUCACAACCAUUUCAACAACAACACUAUGGAUCCUCGACGGCAACCAGGACGAUUCUCCGCGUCAAGGAAGUGGUCUGAAGGAAUUGCACACUUGCAAGUGCACAACUUGAAGUUGCACGCUAGCAAGUGUUGCACCAGUUCCACACUUUUAUCAGUGUCUUCAAUGCUUAACGACUAUGACAUGAAGCUGUCCCAAAAUACUGAAGUGGUAGUUGCUGGCCCGUCAACUCAGUCGUCCAUUGGGGUCGCCUCGUUUGUUCGCGGGCCAUACAACAACGGGCAAAGUAAUGGGGGUAAUAAUUCGGGCUCGCCGACAAGCCGACUGCUCUUGGAGUAUGAGAUGCACCUCCGGAACACACUAGCCAAGGGAAUGGACGCCGAAAGCUACUCGCUGCACACGUUCGAGGCCCUUCUCUCUCAGAGUAUGGAAAAUUUGGAAUUCGCUGAGAGCUUGCCCUUGAACUCACGCAGCCCCUACCCGAAUAGAAGACGUCCCGGCUCGGCAGCCAGCAUGAACAAAUGCUCGACGCUGCCAUCCCACUUAUCGCACCGCUUGUCAGUAGAGCGGUCCAUCGACCGGCCCGUGGAGCGACCCGGCUCCUCGCGGGAGGGCUACUACUCUGACCGCAACGAGCUGGCGCGCGAGCGGGAGCGCGAAAGGGAGCGGGAGCGGGGCUACCUCAGCGAUCACAAUUCCAGCAGUCGGUGUGCGUCGUGCCUUGGUGAGUCGGCCCGCGCGCAGUGGUUCCGCCACUCGGACGGCUGGAGGUCAGGCAGCUCCGCCUACGGGUCUGGCACGUCGUCCACCAUGACGUCGACGCUGGGCCCGCCGCAGCACCACAUGAGCCUGCAGCGCGGCCACCGCCGCUCGCCCUGGGACUCGCUCCCGUCGCUGAGGCACGACUCAUCGCUCAACGACUCGAGCUACAAGAGCAGCCGCACCGACUCGUUCGACCAGAGGAGUCUGCUAGACCGGCAGGAUUCUCUCCGCUCCGACUAUCUGAGCGACAGAGAUACCCGGUAUGGCAUUGUGCAGCAGGCUUCCAUUGAAAGCACCGACUCCAGGCUAUGCUAUCUUACCUCUUCAGAGGUAAGUUCUUCGGACAAACCUUAGUUAAAAUUUUCGACCUAUUGAAAAGCGAGGGGGCAAUGCCUUCCGCACUAGUUCGUACACCUCCGCCCGAACUACUAAUGGCUUCCCAACUACCAACUUGCAUAGCGUAAUGACGCCUAAUUGUGGCUCACUUACGUUCUAGAGAUCCGGCGUAAUAGCGCCGUUAUAUCAUGAUAAUGUAUAUAAAAUUAUAAAUAAUGAUGCAAGUAGGGUGAACCAACAUGUACUAACGUACUAACGUACUAACUCGUUCUCACUCCUCUGGCCGGAGUCAUUCUCCCUUGAUGCAAAGUACAAACCAAGCACCAUUAUUCCGAAAAUUGUCUUUUUUUAAGCUGGAGUGAUGUCCGUUUUCGUUGCUCCAUUUAAGUGAUAGCGGUCGUCAUUCAAAUAAAGCAAUAUAUUAGAAACCAUCA